AGCUUACACUGACCGGGUGACUGUAAGCAGCGAUUCUUUAAAACUGACAAGUGUAGAUUUAAAUGACCAGGGCAUGUAUGACUUUACAUGCAAGAAGAAAGGGAAGCUAGAGCUCACUGAUCUGCAAGUAUUCCUGCCCUCUGAAGUUGUUGUAGAUGAGGGUGAGGAUGCUGCACUGCCGUGCCGCUCCAUCACAGCAGGUCAGAGGGUGAAGUCUGCGCAGUGGAGGCGAGACGGAGAGGUGGUGCUGGAGCUGAAUCCUCCACAGGUUACUUAUGGGAAUGACUUUGAAAGCCGGGUAUCAAUAUCAUCAGACUGGUACCAAAGGGCAGACCUGUCCCUCACCAUAAAGCGAGUUCACCUGAGGGAUCAAGGCGUUUAUUUCUGUGACGUGGACAAGACGGAGCGACACCGCUCAGCUGUGCGCCUGCGAGUUCGAGAGACCGUCCCUAAAUCCCUGACCAGCACGCUAAAGCCUACACUGAUGCCGACACCGACGACUUCAGAAGUAAGCGGACUGGGAACUCUGGCCGCUGUCUGCAUCACAGCUGUGGUCUUUUUGGUUUGCGGCCUUGUGUGUGGAUGGCUCCUGAAAUCUCACUGCUCCACGUACUUGUCACGUCUUCUCCGACGCUUUGGACCCAGAGAUGAACACCAUGAUGUAAAUGGGGCGUCGGAGCCUCUGAGCCAUCGUCCUCCUCUGCAGAUGAAUGGCCACAAUCCAUCAACUACGUCCCAGGCAGACGUCUGAAGACUUUUAGGAUCAAUAAGUGACAACUUUUAACUUAUUAAUGCGCUUCAGCUUAUUUAUGUGUGCAGCUUAUAAUUAUUAUUAUGAUUUUUUUUACACCGAUUAAAGCUUUUGUU
This is a messenger RNA of Pundamilia nyererei, 867 nucleotides long. RefSeq lists its product as uncharacterized. Bases 74 to 751 code for a protein of 225 amino acids. Lineage: Eukaryota; Metazoa; Chordata; Actinopteri; Cichliformes; Cichlidae. The record is from RefSeq and is a predicted model, not a curated record. The transcript has 2 exons.